Messenger RNA from Phalaenopsis equestris, 726 nucleotides. RefSeq lists its product as uncharacterized. The record is from RefSeq and is a predicted model, not a curated record. Bases 1 to 726 code for a protein of 241 amino acids. Lineage: Eukaryota; Viridiplantae; Streptophyta; Magnoliopsida; Asparagales; Orchidaceae. The transcript has a single exon.
AUGGCUACCUCAGACCGAAAUUUUCUAACAACAGAUUUCAGAACAACAGUAAUUGCAGCAGCAAGAACAGCCUUCCUCCUCGUCGGAAUAGUCUCCACAACCAUCAUUCUCGCCUCAACCGCGGUGCCCUUUUCCGCCGAUCUUCUCUCUUCCGCCCUCCCUCGUAUCAGAACCCUCGCCUUUGCUUGGCUCUCGCCAUCUUACCUCUUCAUCACCGUCCAUUUCAUCAUCAUCGUCAUCUGGAAGCUUCACGAUCACAACAUGAACUACCACCCCCCAGCACAAAAUGAAUUAGAAAUCCUAUUCCCGCAGAAGCCAUCGGAAAUCACCGGCGCCAUUCCACCAGAUCCCGAGCCAGAUCCGCCGGAUUCCAACCCGGAUCCGCCCAAAUCCGGAGGGACGGACCCCGAUGAGUCGCAUGACACCAUUGAUGCGACCUGGAAGGCUAUCGUGGAAAAGGGCGCCGAGAAGGCUGAUUCCGCGGCGCAGCCUCGGAUGAAGAAGAGCGAUUCCUGGGAGAGGUAUGGCCGCGCUCUGGAGGCAUCGCCGGAGGUAAGACUGGAGAGGAGGUUUAGGAAGUCGGAGACGUUUCGGAGAGUUUCGGUGGGAAGGGAGGAGCUAUUUGGGCGAGCGGAGGCGUUCAUCAGAACGCAAUAUGAGCAGCGACGACUUCAGCGUCAGGAGUCCGUGCAGCGAUACUUCGAGAUGGUGAACGCUGCCUGCUGA